This is a messenger RNA of Microthlaspi erraticum, 2031 nucleotides long. The record is from the annotation of a GenBank genome assembly. NCBI's taxonomy places the organism in Eukaryota, Viridiplantae, Streptophyta, Magnoliopsida, Brassicales, Brassicaceae.
AUGAGAGUUCCAAUAAAAGAUUUCUUGAUAUACUUAGUUCUCAUUCUCUCUCUUAGUGGUGCUUCAGUCGCAGCAGAUGCAACCGUGAAACAAAACUUCAAUAGGUAUGAGACUGAAAAUUAUGGUUACACACCUCCGUCACCAACUUAUGGUGCACCACCUAGCUAUCCAACACCAUCAACACCAGUCCCUCCAAUAAAACCACCACCAGUACAAACCCCUCCAACACCAAUUUAUAGUCCUCCUAUCCAGCCACCACCAAUUUAUAGUCCUCCCAUCAAGCCACCACCGGUGCAGGUGCAGCCUCCGAGACCAAUAUACAGUCCUCCUAUUAAGCCACCUCCAGUGCAAAAGCCCCCUACACCAACUUACAGCCCUCCUAUAAAGCCACCUCCAGUGCAAAAACCCCCAACACCAACUUACAGUCCUCCUGUAAAGCCACCACCGGUGCAUAAGCCUCCAACACCAACUUAUAGUCCACCAAUUAAACCACCACCGGUGAAGCCUCCAACACCAACCUACAGUCCUCCUGUUAAGCCACCACCAGUACAAAAACCUCCGACACCUACUUAUAGUCCACCUGUUAAACCACCACCCGUGAAGCCUCCAACGCCAACUUACAGUCCCCCUGUCAAGCCCCCACCAGUGCAAAAGCCACCGACUUACAGUCCUCCUAUAAAGCCACCACCAGUGCAAAAGCCUCCAACACCAACAUACAGUCCCCCUGUCAAGCCCCCACCAGUGCAAAAGCCACCGACUUACAGUCCUCCUAUAAAGCCACCACCAGUGCAAAAACCUCCAACACCAUCAUACAGUCCCCCUGUCAAGCCCCCACCAGUGCAAAAGCCACCGACUUACAGUCCCCCUAUAAAGCCACCACCGGUGCAGAAACCACCAACUUAUAGUCCCCCUGUCAAGCCACCACCGGUGCAAAAACCACCAACCUAUAGUCCCCCUGUCAAGCCACCACCGGUGCAGAAACCACCAACUUAUAGUCCCCCUGUCAAGCCACCACCGGUGCAUAAGCCUCCGACUUACAGUCCUCCUAUCAAGCCACCACCGGUGCAAAAGCCUCCGACUUACAGUCCUCCUAUCAAGCCACCACCAGUGCAAAAGCCUCCGACACCUACUUACAGUCCUCCUGUAAAGCCACCACCAGUACAAAAGCCUCCAACUUACAGUCCUCCUAUCAAGCCACCACCAGUGCAAAAGCCUCCGACACCAACUUACAGUCCUCCUGUAAAGCCACCACCAGUACAAAAGCCUCCGACUUACAGUCCUCCUAUCAAGCCACCACCAGUGCAAAAGCCUCCGACACCAACUUAUAGUCCUCCUGUAAAGCCACCACCAGUACAAAAACCUCCGACUUACAGUCCUCCUAUCAAGCCGCCACCAGUGCAAAAGCCUCCGACACCAACUUACAGUCCUCCUGUAAAGCCACCACCAGUGCAAAAGCCUCCAACACCAACAUACAGUCCUCCUGUAAAGCCACCACCAGUGCAAAAGCCACCGACUUACAGUCCUCCUAUAAAGUCACCUCCAGUGCAAACACCUCCGAUUUACAUUCCUCCUAUCAAGCCACCACCUGUGCAAAAGCCUCCAACACCAACUUACAGUCCUCCUGUAAAGCCGCCACCAGUGCAUAAGCCUCCAACUCCAAGUUAUAGCCCUCCUGUAAAGCCUCCACCAGUGAAGAAACCUCCCACACCAACUUACAGCCCUCCUAUGAAACCACCACCAGUACAAAAGCCUCCGACUUACAGUCCUCCCAUCAAGCCACCACCGGUGCAGAAACCACCAACUUAUAGUCCCCCUGUCAAGCCACCACCGGUGUAUAAACCUCCAACACCAAUCUAUAGUCCUCCUAUAAUGCCGCCACCUGUGGAAAAGCCUCCAACACCAACUUACAGUCCUCCUGUAAUGCCACCACCCGUGCAGAAGCCUCCACCAACUUAUAGUCCUCCACACGUUGGAUACGGUACUCCUCCUCCAUAUGCAUAUCUUUCACAACCAACAGAAAUAAACAAUUAG